GGGACUGUUGGCGAGCCGGGCUUCCUUUUUUUCCGACAUCUUAGGGAGGCUGCAGUGGUCGUCGCCACUCUCCGAGCUUCAUCAUGCCGCCCAAGGAUGACAAGAAGAAGAAAGAUGCUGGAAAGUCGGCCAAAAAAGACAAAGACCCAGUAAAUAAGUCUGGUGGCAAGGCCAAAAAGAAGAAGUGGUCCAAAGGCAAAGUUCGGGACAAGCUCAACAAUCUGGUCCUGUUUGACAAAGCUACAUACGACAAACUUUGUAAGGAGGUUCCCAACUACAAGCUCAUCACUCCAGCUGUGGUCUCUGAGAGACUGAAGAUUCGCGGUUCCUUGGCCAGGGCAGCCCUCCAGGAGCUACUCAGUAAAGGACUUAUCAAGCUAGUUUCAAAGCACAGAGCCCAAGUCAUUUACACUAGAAACACAAAGGGUGGAGAUGCCCCAGCUGCUGGCGAAGAUGCUUGAACAGGUUCAAUCAGCUGUACGUUUG
Molecule: messenger RNA, 486 nt
Organism: Onychomys torridus (southern grasshopper mouse)
Lineage: Eukaryota; Metazoa; Chordata; Mammalia; Rodentia; Cricetidae
Gene: Rps25
Product: ribosomal protein S25
Exons: 5
Coding region: 84-461 (125 amino acids)
Cellular component (GO): cytosolic small ribosomal subunit
Molecular function (GO): structural constituent of ribosome
Source: RefSeq, a predicted model, not a curated record